GGGGGGCGGGCUGGGGGCGAGCGCGAUGAGGAAAAAUAAAAAGAGAACCUAUAAACGCACACCGAACCUGCCUCUGGGAGGGAGAUAGCCAGGUGAAAACGGACUCUGUUUCCAUGGACAACCCGUCCAUUAUCACCCAGGUGACUAACCCCAAAGAGGAAGAAAUCCUGUCUUGCACUCAGGAUAAAGUGUCUCAAUGUAAUCUCAGUUUGAAGAAGCAGAGGAGUCGAAGCAUCUUUAGAACUUUCUUCUGCUGCUUCCGGGACUACAAUGUCGAGUCACCGUCUCCCAACAGCAUCAGCGUCCUUCCUCCAUUGGUGGAAGAAAAUGGCGGGCUUCAGAAGGGUGACCAGAUGCACGUCAUUCCCAUUCCAAGUCCACCAGCUAAAUACCUCCUACCAGAAAUGACAAUAUCAGAUUAUGGAAAGAAAUGUGUAGUCAUUGAUCUAGACGAAACACUAGUGCACAGUUCAUUUAAGCCAAUCAGCAACGCUGACUUCAUUGUUCCCGUUGAAAUCGAUGGAACUAUACAUCAGGUUUAUGUAUUAAAACGACCGCAUGUGGAUGAGUUCCUCCAGCGGAUGGGAGAGAUCUAUGAAUGUGUUCUAUUCACAGCCAGUCUAGCAAAGUACGCAGACCCAGUGGCAGACUUGCUGGAUCGCUGGGGCGUGUUCAGGGCCCGACUCUUCAGAGAAUCCUGUGUUUUCCACCGAGGAAAUUACGUGAAGGACCUCAGCCGCCUGGGGCGAGAGCUGAGCAAAGUUAUUAUAGUUGACAACUCCCCUGCGUCUUACAUCUUCCAUCCUGAAAAUGCAGUGCCUGUGCAGUCCUGGUUUGAUGACAUGACAGACACAGAAUUGUUAGAUCUUAUUCCCUUCUUUGAAGGACUAAGCAAAGAGGAGGAAGUCUAUACGAUGCUUCAUAAACUUUGCAACAGGUAGCCGACCCAGCUGGACUCGC
Molecule: messenger RNA, 960 nt
Organism: Euleptes europaea (tarantolino)
Lineage: Eukaryota; Metazoa; Chordata; Lepidosauria; Squamata; Sphaerodactylidae
Gene: CTDSPL
Product: CTD small phosphatase like
Exons: 9
Coding region: 114-941 (275 amino acids)
Molecular function (GO): RNA polymerase II CTD heptapeptide repeat phosphatase activity
Source: RefSeq, a predicted model, not a curated record